GUGAGCGGAAACAGCAGUUAUGUAGUUGUUUUGUGUUGCCUCUUUUAGCUCCGUCUUACAUGAGUGGAUUCAUGGCUUCUUUAAAAUACGUGUUGAUCUAUUCCAGCAGAAUUCUUCCGACAUUUAGGAAACAGUGUCAUGUCAUUGACGUGAAGAGGACCUUCUUCCUGCCCAGACUCCAUAAACGUUCAAACGGCAGGUUUAUUAACUCCCAGCGACUGAGCAGCAACUCUGCAGCAGCCAAAGCAGAGAAAACAGAAGACUCUUUCCUCAAAUGGUUCCUGCUGCUCAUCCCUGUCACCACCUUUAGCCUCGGGACAUGGCAGGUGAAAAGGCGUCAGUGGAAGAUCGGAUUAAUUAAUGAGCUGCAGAAACUGAUCACAGCAGAGCCCAUUCCUCUUCCUCUUGAUCCUCUAGAGAUAAAUGAGCUGGAGUAUAGAAGGGUGAAAGUGCGUGGACACUACGACCACUCAAAGGAGCUGUACAUCAUGCCCCGCUCACCCGUCGACCCGAAGAAAGAAGCCAGAGAGGCGGGAAGUCUUUCCUCGAGCGGCGAGAUCGGCGCUAACGUCAUCACCCCGUUCCACUGCUCUGAUCUGGGCAUCACGAUCCUGGUGAACAGAGGAUAUGUCCCAAAGCAGAAAAUAAGACCAGAAACCAGGCUGAAGGGGCAGGUGGAGGGCGAGGUGGAUGUGGUGGGAGUCGUCAGGCUGACAGAGACACGGAAACCGUUUAUACCAAACAACGACGUAGAAAAAAACCGCUGGCAUUACCGCGACCUGGAGGCCAUGAGCCACGUCACCGGAGCUGCACCCAUCUUGAUCGAUGCAGACUUUGGGAGCACAAUUCCUGGAGGACCAGUUGGUGGACAGACCAGAGUUACACUGAGAAAUGAACACAUGCAGUACAUAAUAACAUGGUAUGGUUUGUGUGCAGCUACUUCCUACUUGUGGUAUGGCAAGUUCAUCAAGAAGAUUAAACUAUAAAGCAGAUGGUUACACGUCUAAAUGCUGAUUGUAUCAAAGAGCUUGUAUGUGUUGUGCAUCAUUUAUUCACAAAUUAAUCCAUAAAACUUUGUCAUUUCUUGUUCGUAAGCAUAAAUAAAACAU
Nematolebias whitei (Rio pearlfish) is the source of this 1109-nucleotide messenger RNA. RefSeq names its product surfeit locus protein 1. The transcript has 9 exons. NCBI's taxonomy places the organism in Eukaryota, Metazoa, Chordata, Actinopteri, Cyprinodontiformes, Rivulidae. Gene Ontology annotation, cellular component: mitochondrion; membrane. The record is from RefSeq and is a predicted model, not a curated record. The coding region runs from base 60 to 986 and encodes 308 amino acids. Gene Ontology annotation, biological process: mitochondrial respiratory chain complex IV assembly.